Molecule: messenger RNA, 546 nt
Organism: Rangifer tarandus platyrhynchus (Svalbard reindeer)
Lineage: Eukaryota; Metazoa; Chordata; Mammalia; Artiodactyla; Cervidae
Source: the annotation of a GenBank genome assembly
AUGCCGAAGACUAGCCCACCGGGCGUCUGGCGGAAGCAGCGCGCGGCUUCCCCGGGGCCCCUCCGACCCAGGAAACCACGGAGCGCAUCCAAGGGCCCGUGCCGGCCUCACCAGCUCCGGCGACCCGGCACUCUCUCUGCCUGCGGAGUGGAGCCGCCCUGCCAGUUCACCCGCACUCCCGGCACCCUCCCACGCCGCCGCCGCCGCCGCCAGCCCCCGCCCAGUCUGCCGCCCCGCGCCGCCCACCAGGACGCUCCCGCCGCCGCGGGGGACCCGGGCGCCUGUCCGGGAGCCGCGCCCGCGAGCCUUCCCAUCUGCCCGCAGCUGCAGCCAGACAAACCUGCCUUCUCCACGCACACCCCCGCCCAGGCCAGCUGGCUGGAACUCGUGUUCUCUGUGAGCUUCAGUGCCCUCGUCCAUGAAAUGGGCAUAAGACCUGCCUUUCAUAAACUCAUUCACAGAUAUGAAUUCCGGGCCUCCUGUGAGCCUGACUCUCCCGACAGACACAGAGCGGAACAAAACAGAUGUCCUGUCCUCGUGUCAUAG